Molecule: messenger RNA, 4246 nt
Organism: Ruditapes philippinarum (Manila clam)
Lineage: Eukaryota; Metazoa; Mollusca; Bivalvia; Venerida; Veneridae
Product: kinesin heavy chain-like
Biological process (GO): microtubule-based movement
Molecular function (GO): microtubule binding; ATP binding; microtubule motor activity
Source: RefSeq, a predicted model, not a curated record
AAACAACUUGGAUACAAUAUGGCGGAAAAUGUAAACAUGUUUGGGUCAUGUUUGAAAUGUUGGUCACAAUUAUCAUUUGCAAUAAUAUAAGUGCAUUUUCAUCUAUCUUGUGAGACUUGAAUUGGAAAUUAAUUAUCAAUGCUCGCAAAGUAAAGGUUGAAUCUUAGCAGAGUUAUGUCCUCUUUGUGGUAUUUGUAAACUUGAAAAAAUGCCGAACAUCAAAACAUUUUGCCGAAUCAAACCAACAAACGAGACAUAUGAAGAGUUUGAAGCCUCGAAGAAAACUAUUUAUCUACGAGUACCUGAGGUCCUUAAAGAUUUUAAUUCCAACAACAAAGGGUCAAGGUCAUUUGUGAAUCAUGAGUUUAACUUUGACCACAUUUUCAUGCAAGAUGCCACACAGCAGAAUGUGUUUGAUGUGGCUGCCUUGGAUAUAGUCAAUGCAUUUUUGAGUGGUUAUAAUGGAACAAUAUUUGCGUAUGGUCAGACUGGUACUGGGAAGACAUAUACAGUCGAGGGAAGUGCUAAAACAUACCAUUCUAGAGGUCUUGAACCCAGGUCAUUGUCUAUGAUAUAUCAAGAAUUAGAGAAGAGAACAACAGAAGAUCUUAGUAUACAUAUAUCAUACCUAGAGAUCUACCAGGAUGUAGGCUAUGAUCUGCUUAAUCCAGGGGCCAGAACUCAGUCUUAUGUAACACCAUUUCCCAAGGUCAGUGUAGUAGAAGGAACUAGUGGCAUGUGCGUGGUACGCAAUCUGUCCAAUCAUCUCGCAGCUAGUGAAGAUGUUGCUCAGAGUCUUCUGCUUCAAGGUCAAGCUAAUAGAAAGGUCGCAGCCACGGCGAUACAUGACAGGUCAUCAAGGUCGCAUGCAGUGUUCACUAUACAGCUUACAUCAAAGAAAAUGGAUUCUGAUACUAUAAUAAGGUCAAAGCUACAUUUAGUGGAUCUUGCUGGGUCUGAGAGAGUUGCUAAGACCCGUGUGCUGGGGCAUCAGUUAACAGAAGCAAAGAAUAAUCUCUCCCUCCAUCAUUUAGAGCAAGUUAUUGUAGCUCUGCAAGAAGAAGCCCUAGCUGGGGAGAAGGCUAGCAGAGCUAGGACAUCUGUUGGUAAUAGAAGAUAUAAUUUUGUAACAAGACCCAGCAGUGCCGAUGGUAUCCGAGGACCUCGUCACGUUCCAUACAGGAAUUCUCUCCUUACCAUGCUGUUACGUGACAGCUUGGGUGGUAAUUGUAUGACCGCUAUGAUAGCAACAAUAUCAUUGGAAAUAUCUAAUCUAGGAGAAUCAAUAUCAACGUGUAGAUUUGCUGGACGUGUAGCCUGUAUUGCUAAUUCUGUAUCGCGUAACGAAGAGCUAGACGAGAAAUCAUUGAUCCGUAAACUAAGGAAACGUAUAGCUGAACUAGAAGCAGAACUGGCUUGCUUAAGAUUAACUGAGGCUGGUGAAGAGGUGGAUUCUAGAAUGAAGUUAAGCGAGGAAGACAAAACCAUUUGUUCCCAGGUGGUCAAACAAUAUCUGGCGGGAAAAAUUGCUGACCCUAUUGCAGCAGGUAUAACAAAUCCCAACAAGUUUAGAGAAUGUCUCAGAAUUCUAAAGAAGGUUGUUGGUAGCCCGACAUUUGGACCUGUGAACCCUGGCGGAAAUGAACAGAGAAGAAAUUCCUUGUCAGUUACUUUACCUACCCAUGCUGCGUUGGAGAAUGGAACCAGCCCUGUAAAUGGGGAACCAGUAGAUGGGGAAACAUUGCAGAGGCAUAAUGUUCAGAAGUUAAAAGUUGAUGCAGACAGCAGAGUAAGACCAAACAAUACAGUACAAGGAUCUAGAUCAAACCAGAAUUCUAGCAUCAGAAGGUCAGCCUCAUUUGACAUUCCAAAUUCUGCAGCGCCCCCUGGUAUGCAAAGGGAAGUAAGCAGAGAUGCUGGUGCCCCUCCUAGCAGACGACAGGCAACACAGGCUUGGGUUAAUGGUAAUGUGGAAAGCCGGGUCACAACAGCAUCAACUGGAGAGCGAUUAUGGACAAGCAACAGUAAAAAGGACCCCGAAACUUUGUCUCAGAUUUUAAAAGAACAAUCUCGCACUCCAUAUGAGCAGAAGAAAGCCAUUGAAAUUAAAAGAUUGAACUCCAAGGUGGAGAAGUUGCAGAAUGAGAGGACUGAGCAAGAACAGAAGGUGAUAGAAAUGAAGAUACAAGUGGCAGAGAAGGAACUUGAUCUCAUGGAGAAACAUAUGAAGACUAAGUUAGGAGUGAGUACAGCCCAAGUUCAGGAUCAGAGUGCCUAUGUGAAACAGCUGAUUAGUACAGAUGCUGACCCCUCACUGAUAGAGCAAGAAAAACUUGUGGAGAGACAACUAAAGAAAAGAAUGGACAAGUAUGAUCGUCAGCUACAGUAUAUAGAGUACCGGCGGGAACAAUUAAAGAAUCAGACGGACGGUGGGGUAGAAGCUGCAGAGAAAAUUGCCAGUAUGCAGGAGAAGUAUGGACAGUUCAAGAAGAAAGAUGGCUCUCUUAAUACGAGACAGGUGUUUCAGAUGUUGAAAUCAGAGGAGAAAAAACAGACUAAGGUAAAGAAUCAAAUUGAAAGGGAGAAACUUCUAGCAACGGCUGAACUUAUGGAGUUAAAAGAACUUGCCACUCGUCAAAAACUUCGUGAACUUAAAGAGGCAAUGUCCUCAGGUAAACCAUUUGCACCUCAGACAAAUUUUGCCUCACAAAUGAACGGACAUGUAGAGGACGGUGCUAGGGAAAAUAGUUUUGCUAAUGAGUCAAAAUCAAAGUCGUCUCGUGAAAAUACUUUUGUUGUAAAUGGAGAUAGAAAUGAGGACAGUCUCAAUGUAUCUGCUAAUGUGCCAAAUAAUGAAUUUUAUUCAAAACGUAAAUCAGAGAAAGACCCUACAUCGAGAUGGGAGUCAAAUUAUUCCCGACCGACGACCCCGUCAAAUUUAGCAUUCGAGUCGUCGGGUAAGAGAAAAGGUAAUAACGAGGAGUUAAAAGUAACAUUUGACGAGAGCACUCAGGACAAUGAAAAAUUAGAUAGUUCUGUGAUAAAAGACAAAGAUAGGAAAUCUGUUUUAACAGCAGACGACAUGCUUGAAAUUCAAAGCAGACGUGUUGAGAAAGAGCUUAAUAAUAGUAGAACAAACAGGCAAAGUAGGGAAAAGUCUUUGUUGAUGAAAAAUGAUCAAAGAACUUACAUGCCUAGUGAAUAUAUAAAUGGUAUAUCAAACACUGAUCACUUUGAUGCUAGAAAAAUGACUCUUUCAUCCAAAAACUUUGAUUCAGCACUGACAUCCAUGUUAGGCCAGGAAAAUAAUCCUGUUUGUCCAGAUAAUAAUGAGUAUGAACAAUUUGCAAGGACUUCUAAAUAUAGACCAAACCCAUAUCUGGAAUCUCAAAGGACUCCAUCCAGACCGAAGGCCAGUAGAGGAAAUCAGAAAAGUGGGCCAGAGAGGUCAAGAGAGACAAGGUCAGCUGAAAGGUCAAAACUGGAGCCAGAUGCAGGGGAAUCGCCUAUGUCAGCAAAAAUUUCCCGAUAUAUACAACAACCUCCUAGUAGAGAAAGACAGUCCAGACAGAAAACCAAGUCAAAACCUAGGCCAUCUUCUGCAGCGAGCAGCAGGGAGCACAUGACACCAUGGGGUUGGCAGGGUAGUAGUGCCCAGGAAGGAAUAGACAUGUCUAAGUUUUUAAUAAGGAACUCUUCAUUCAACAUGUCACAAAAUGACUUGGUGCCAGACGAGGAAUUAGAUACGCCACGUCGUGUGACAGCAUUUAAAGACAAGGAACGCGAGACUAAAUUUAUGAGUAAAGCUCAUAUGGAAAGAGAUCGUGUGCAUAGAAUACGCAAGGCACGACAGUCGGCGGAAGUGAUACAGAGGUCCUGGCGUCGUUACCUAGCAAAGAAGAAAUUCUACUUGAAGAAAGUGAAAUUUACGUAAAUGUCGCUGCCUCAGUCCGGACUGCAAAUUUGUUGAUAUUAUUUAUUAAGAUUUUUUCGAAAUGUUUGUUCAAAUGUUAACCAAGUAUUUACAUUUUUUAAAUAUGUUCAGGAUACAUUUUAAUAAAUGCAUCUAUUCAGUGAAAUAUAUAAAAUGAUACAUGUACAUUCCUCAGAUGAAAGAUUUAAAUACUAUCAUUUUUUGCCUUUAUUGAACAAGAAAUGAAGCUGGGGGGUUAUACAAAAUAUGUUUUCCAAAUGCUUUUAAUUUCUGUAAAAAGUAACUGGAUAUUACAUCAAUUCGUUUGAUUUU